Lecanosticta acicola is the source of this 1092-nucleotide messenger RNA. NCBI's taxonomy places the organism in Eukaryota, Fungi, Ascomycota, Dothideomycetes, Mycosphaerellales, Mycosphaerellaceae. The record is from the annotation of a GenBank genome assembly.
AUGUGGCCAGUUUUCGAUCCGACCGCUUCUCCUCAUCCUCUCUCGCUGCAAGUACGACGACCUUGGAGGAACCACGCUCUUGUAUCUGUUGAGGAACGGGCUCUCGAAGCUCUACUUCCUGAGUAUGCCCGUCAAGCAUCCCGACGACCCUAUGAUGCGGACAGCCUGAUCGACCAGUUCGUGCUCGACUCACCGGAGCUAUGGCCCAUGACCAAGACCAACCCCCUGGUCGAAGAAGAGCUACGGAAUGUCUUUUAUUCGAUCCUUCAAGUGAGUACUUAGCGCCGGCCACUCUGAAGCCAGAAGCUUCACUGAAAUUCUCAGGCCAUGACCCGGUCUUGCCACGGCGAAGUGGACCGACUCGUCGCAACUCAUCUCAUGGAACGCCUCGACAAUUCCCUUGCAUCAGACGUGGGCAAAGCACGGCAUAUCGCCGAGCCAUUCUGCCACACAGAAGCCCAGCAUCUCUUCCGGGCACUUGCUGAAGCAUCCAAUCGUACCGGUAGCAGGCGAAUCGGAGAGCUGCUGGCCUCAUUCUUUCUCACUCGAGCUGCGACGUACAUCACCUCCACGGAAUCCUCACUCUACUUGGGCCAAUGGCUCUUCGCCAUCGUCCGCGCCAACAUGAGCGAACAACAUCGCCACGAAUGCUUCCGUCUAGCCAUGCGUAAACGCCCAGAUCUCGCCAUCAAGCUCGCAGGUCGAGGCUGGAAAGCGAACAAAGUCAUCGAGCAUCUUGACCGGGCUGGCGUGCAUACCGGUACUCGUGGUGGAGACCUCCUCGCGCUCAAUCUGCUCCCUGGACUCUCGAUUCGCAAUGGGAGGACGUGCCUUCGCGACAGUGGCUUGAGAUCUCCCUUAGAUGGUCUGGGUAAGCUCGAUGGUGGCGAUGAUGGCUUUUGGUUGGAGCGACUGGUCCUGGCGCAGGAGGAUGCGGCGAAGCAGGGAAGAAGGAUGUUGCAGCUGACAAUGGGGAGGAGGUAUGCGGAUCGUUUCGACCCGCCAGAUGCGCUGAACCUUAUGGGAGGACUGGGUGGACUGUCGUUUGGAAGAGAUGGACGCUUGCAUUGUGCUGAAGAAAGUGAGAUCUGA